Molecule: messenger RNA, 900 nt
Organism: Lagopus leucura (white-tailed ptarmigan)
Lineage: Eukaryota; Metazoa; Chordata; Aves; Galliformes; Phasianidae
Product: basic proline-rich protein-like
Exons: 4
Coding region: 1-900 (299 amino acids)
Source: RefSeq, a predicted model, not a curated record
AUGCAGCCCAACAUCAGCGGAGCAGGGCCAGUGUCGAUCCAACCCCUCCCUGUCCCCAAUGUCACCUACAUGGUGCCUCAGGCUUCUGUCUGGACUGGGGUUCCAGGUGUCCAAGGACAGGGAGUGCAGCUCCCACCUGGGGGGAUGCCCCCAACAGUGGUUCAGCUGCCACCUGGGGGGGUCUCCCAAGUGGUUCAGCUGCCACCUGGGGUGAUGCCCCAAGUUGUGGGUCAGCUCCCACCUGGGCCCCCAACCGUGGGUCAGCUCCCACCUCAGGGGGUGCCUUCCAUUGUGGUUCAGCUCACUCCUGAGGGGCUGCCCACAGUUGUGGGUCAUCUCCAACCUGGGGGGCAGCAGUUACCCCUGCUCAUGCUCCUACCCGGGGGCAUGAAGCCGGGUAUGCCUCCCCCCAAUGCCCCUGCCCACUGCUGGGAUCAUCCCCUGGUGGCAGGGACGAUGCAGCCUCAGCAGCCGAUGGGGCUGCAGCCCGGGGCCGCGUUGCAUGGACAGCCCCCACAGCCCGCAGGCAGCUGCCCGCUACAGGCUCCCAGCCACCCGGGCCCCUCAACAGUCCUCCAAGGACCUCCGGUGCAUCAGCAGGUGCUCCUCGUGCCCGGCACCCUGCCCACCAUCUUAGAGCAGGAGGAGGAGCCCUUUGGAGACACCGUGGUGCACACAGAGGACCAGGGGCAGCCAGCACCCAUCAGCGUGUGCCCCCAUCCCACCACGGCUCCACUCACCUGCAGCACUGCAGCACCGGAAUCAGGUACAGCAACAACCAGCUCAGACAUCCUGGAGGACAUCACUGACAUCGGUGACCUCCUGGCUUGGAUGAACAGUGAAGUGGCACCCAAAGAGGUCCCGGACAACAUCCCGGGCAUAGAUGAUGACUCGGCCUAA